AUUUUCUGCUAUAAAUACAUAUCUUAAUAGGUAACAACAUUAUGUUUAAGUGUCUAAAUUUUCCCAAAAGUGAAUUGCAUAAAAAAGAAAAAGUAAAAGUGACUGAGGUAAGAGUGAGUUAAAAAAUAAAAGUGAAAGACAUCCAAUAAAUGUUUUCCAAAAAUUAACAUCAUCCAAGAAGACUUAAGUAAAAGUGAGUGAAACAAAAGUGAAAGACAUCCAAUAAAUGUUCACCAAAAGUGAAAGAAAUCCUAUAAAUGUUCACUAACAGAUGACGAUAUGCUGUUCAACGCAUCACUGAGUGAUGUCCGAUGGAACGAGAGUGAGCUAUGGGGUUCAGGGGCUAUGGAGUUGGACGUAUUCUACAACCCUGAUGUGGUGAUCAUAGUGCUGUACGUCAUCGUACUAGCGGCCUCACUCUCGGCCAACACGCUGCUGAUAUUCAUCGUCAUCAAGUUCCAGUACAUGAGGAGCGUCACAAACAUCUUCCUGGUGAACCUGUCGGUGGCGGACCUGCUGGUGACGCUGUUCUGCAUGCCGGUGCAGAUCGCCAAGUCCGUCACUCUGCUGUGGUACUUCGGCGAGGUCAUGUGCAAGACUGUCAACUUUCUACAAGGUGUGGCAGUAGCUUCCAGCGUGUUUACAAUAACCGCCAUGUCCGUGGACCGGUACCUCGCCAUCACGCAGUCUCUGCGCCAACCCUGGAUGCCCUCGAGGCGAGGAGCCUGCAGUCUUCUCGCAGCCCUGUGGCUCAUCUCCUUCGCCAUAUUCGCCCCCUUGCUAGCCGUUGCAGCAGUCGAGAAAGAGGUCAUUCCUUCACUAUCGAGGACUAGGAAUGGUUCGGUGUACGUAGAAACCGUCAUAGAAUUCUGCACAGAAAAAUGGCCCGACUCCAUAAGAAAGGAAUUAUUCGGCACUUUCAGUUUCAUUUUAGUCUACGCGGUACCUGGAUGUAUCGUAGUCGUAUCCUACUCCUUGAUGGGAAGAAGAUUGUGCUCAGUGCUGCCACCAUUCGAUCAGACGGAGGGCAGUGCGAACAGUCAACAGCGCCUACGGUUAGUGCGCGAGAGAAAGCGAGUGGCAUGGAUAUUACUGCUACUGGCAGUUCUGUUUGCACUGUGCUGGCUUCCAUACAAUAUUCUGCAGCUGCUGCUAGAUGUGAACGCUGUUCGAGAAGAUUCCAUAGCCUUGGUGCUGCCGUAUACACUGCUACUAGGUCACACGAACUCUGCGAUCAACCCGAUCGUGUACUGCCUGAUGACGCGCAACUUCCGUCGCUCGCUGCGCAAGUUGCUCUGCCACGACCCCGGUAACAUACACUCUAGUACUCAUUUCCAUAUGCAAGGCUUACGUCAAAAGUCUAACACAUCGAGCACGCGCACCACGGUCACGUUCCGCAGCAGCAACACCCAGCGACAGUCCACGCCCAGCAUCCAAUACGGCCGCGUUCACAGACCCUCGCUCAGAGACCCCGCCUGGAAGGAUAGGGGAAAAGCACAAUUUAUAUAAGGAACUAGCUUCACGGUUACGCUGCAUCACAGCAACAACCAGCGACAGUGACAGUGUGACAGACC
Molecule: messenger RNA, 1574 nt
Organism: Maniola jurtina (meadow brown)
Lineage: Eukaryota; Metazoa; Arthropoda; Insecta; Lepidoptera; Nymphalidae
Gene: NGR-A35
Product: QRFP-like peptide receptor
Exons: 9
Coding region: 280-1509 (409 amino acids)
Biological process (GO): G protein-coupled receptor signaling pathway
Cellular component (GO): membrane
Molecular function (GO): G protein-coupled receptor activity; peptide binding
Source: RefSeq, a predicted model, not a curated record